UCUGUCGGCAGAAUCCAGCGUGGCGAGCCUCACAGAAAUGCGUCCCAGCGAAGUGUGAGCUUCGAGUGGCAUCGAUUCAACGGCGGCUGCUCGUGCUAAGACCGAGUUGUCGCUCAUGGAGCCAAGCGCCCGCGCGGGUAAGGUGGCAGCCGAGCCGACAAAGUCUACAGUCACGUCUUCCUCCGUAGUGUCGGCCCCUGGCAAGGCCGUCGCGUCCAAGCUGGCAAAAGGUCGCGACACCAACGUGAGGCCGCGGCUUGGGCACUCCACUGGUCGUCCGCAGCAAUCAAAGCCUCCGUGCCAGCAGCAACCCGCCCGGUCGACCUCCUCAAGCGUCACUGCGGCUACUUCGACACAGGACGGGACACCAGUCACGUGUCGUCUGAGGCGCUGGAAGGAGCAGAAACAACUGCUGAAGAUUGUGGAUCCGAAAUGCAAAAAGGCCCCGUUCCGACCACCGAGCCGCGAGCCGAGUCCACUGCCGGCCCCCCCAGACUAUGCAUCCUUUCGCAAACUACACAGGCGCUACUAUGACAGCAUACGUCAUACGUUCAUCAGCAACGCAUCGUCGGCAGGCUCCUGUGCUGACCGGCAUGCCAACUGCAAGGCUUCACAUGCGGCCUCCGAGCACUCAGAGCGGCCUCCCUGGGAUGACUCGACCAAGCUGUCCUUUGCACCGGCUGGCUUCCAGUUCCUGCCUCCAGUCAAGCGCACUGCUACAAGGGCAGCUGCCAAGUCAAAAAAGGCCGAGGGUGCUGAGGAUGAGGCCAACAUUGCCAGUGCAUCAGGAGUUGAGACGGCGGCAGAGUUCGAGGAAGCCACACGAAAGCUUUUGGACUUCUCGUUCCUCUUCAAACCUUACAGCUUCUCUCUUCAGUCUCCGACCAAGAAAGUGAAUGAAAAGAAAGAGAAGGCAUCAGCUAAGAAGGGUGUUCUUGCCAGUGUUGGCAACUGUUGGGUAACCAGCCAGGACACCAAACUUGGUGGCUCAAGGUGCAGGCGUCUGGCAAGCAAGGAAAACACACUAGCCGUGGAGCCACAAUGUUCAACCAAGUCGAAUGCCUUGUCCAAGCAAAAAGCCAACCCAUGCGCCAUUCCAGAAGGCAAAGAGAACGUGAAGAGUGGCUACAACCUCAGGCCAAUAAAACUGUCGUCUAGCUAGAGCGACCGAAAGUUGAUGCCUCAACCUCCCACCAAGCAGUUUGAAGUUUAAUGGGCAUCAUGAAUUACCUAAGUCGUCUCCUGCAAUCACCAGGCCCUCUUACGCUUAAGUUUUAAACAGGCCAUGUAAAAGAUGUGUGCUUGGCUUUUCCUUUUAUACUUUUCAUGUUGGGGUCUCAACAGAGCUUUUGUGUUACCUCGGUUACCAAGAUGUAUUUUAGCUGGGCCUAUUCUUGUGAAUUUAUUGCAUCGGUUAAGAUAAUGCCUAAGCAGUCACGUUUUGAUCUCAGGUUUGACUGACAUAAUACUGCUGUGCGAGAUCCAUGUUAGCAUAAAUUCCUGAUCAUGUGAGGAUCCUGGGGGUGUGUCCCGGUGUUCUUAUGACCCCCCCCCCCCACCUAGCCUUUGAAUUUUAUAUGCACACUGCCGUGCAGCAUGCAGCACACAACAAAUUCGUGAUGUUCAUCUUCCCUGCUACUGUGUCACUCAUCGGGACACAAACAAUAACUUUAAUAAUGGCAUGAGUACCGAGUGACGCUUUUGUUUUUCUUCCAAGCAUAGCUGGUCAAGCUCUCGUGUUUUUCCGAAUGGUCACAAAAAGUCUUCUACAAAAUAGAAAUCCUUGGUUCUGGUUCAGAUUAAAAGUAAUAUUGGAUACAUAUGACAUCAGAGCAUAACUUUACUUAAGAUAAGGACCAAUUAACUGUCAUGAUAAUUAAUGAAAAUUGAUUGAUUUCAUUGAGAUUGUGAGCAGCUGGGAUUGUUGCAGCACCUGGCAUUUUCGAUGGAGGUGAAAAUGCUUGAUGCCCGUGUACUUAAAUUUAGGUGCACGUUAAAUAACCACAGGUGGUCGAAAUUUCCGGUGCCCUCCACUACAGCGUCCCUGAUAAUCAUACCGUGGUUGUGGGACGUUAAACUCCAGAUAUUAUUAUUAGUUGCAGCAUCUGGCAGAGGAGAUCUCAACCAUGUGCUUUUCUACGGGGGCUCUGAGAUCCGCUUUGGCAGUGUGCAAAACACAAAGUGAAUGCACGCCAGGGCACACGAGCACGGACGUGCAAGUGCCACUACCAGAAUGUGUUAUUAUUAGUAUGUGUGUAGGAUUGAUCAUAAGCAUGUGUGCAAUUAUCAUAACAUCUGACACCCACCCCUGCUGAAAAAAACAAAGCUAUAUCCACACUUGCUAAUUUAUGUCAUCGAUUCACUGUAUUAUACUUCACCAUAUCUGUCACAGGCCACAAGAAAAGUUUAGGCCAUUCAUCAUAUAUUCAUCUUUUUACUUGUGUGUUCACUAUUUGCAAAGUACUCAUUCAUGUUUUGUUCACUUGUGUGAUGAUCACUGUAUUAAGGCUCAUUAAACACACCAUGAGCUGAACAAAGUUUGCUCUCUUUUACAUG
Messenger RNA from Rhipicephalus sanguineus (brown dog tick), 2556 nucleotides. RefSeq lists its product as uncharacterized. Bases 116 to 1162 code for a protein of 348 amino acids. The transcript has 9 exons. NCBI's taxonomy places the organism in Eukaryota, Metazoa, Arthropoda, Arachnida, Ixodida, Ixodidae. The record is from RefSeq and is a predicted model, not a curated record.